This is a messenger RNA of Acaulospora colombiana, 1224 nucleotides long. NCBI's taxonomy places the organism in Eukaryota, Fungi, Glomeromycota, Glomeromycetes, Diversisporales, Acaulosporaceae. The record is from the annotation of a GenBank genome assembly.
AUGGGCAAGGGAAGUCGUUCAAGACGUUCCUCAACAAGAAAUUUUAAUACUCCCAAAAAUUCGAAUAUUGAUUAUUCUGAUAUAAAGGAUGAACGAUCUGGAGAAAAUAAACAGCGAUAUGUUUCAAAGCGGAGAGACGACGACCCCGGAUGGGUAGAGGAAGAGCCACCAUACUAUUUCCUCUUUACAACUUACCUGUCAUAUCUAGUUUUAAUUUGUUUCGGUCACUUAAGGGACUUCUUUGGCAAGAGAUUUAGAAGUAAAAACUAUAAGCACUUGAGGGAGCAAAAUGGUUAUGCACCUCUUAAUUCUGAUUUUGACAAUUUUUAUGUCCGUCGUCUCAAACUUCGAAUCAACGAUUGUUUUAAUCGUCCGGUCACUGGCGUUCCAGGCAGAAAAAUUACACUUCUUGAGCGUGAAACAACAGACUAUUGCAAGACAUUUCAAUUAACUGGAAACACUAGGGAAUGUUUGAACCUAAGUAGUUAUAAUUAUUUGGGAUUUGCUCAAGCCGACGGACCUUGUGCCGAUGCAGUUGAGCAAACCAUAAGAAAAUAUGGAAUCACAACAUGCAGUCCUCGAGCUGAAGUUGGUUCAUCUGAUCUUCACCAGAAAGUUGAAUCCCUUGUGUCACGGUUUCUCGGAAAACCUGCAGCAAUGAUUAUUUCCAUGGGUUAUGCCACAAAUAGUACAACUCUUCCAGCUCUUGUGUCGAAAGGAUGUCUCAUAAUUUCCGAUGAAUAUAAUCAUAGUUCAAUAGUCUUUGGUAGUCGCUUGUCAGGAGCUUUCAUCCGGGUUUUUAAACAUAAUGAUAUGGAUGAUCUAGAACUUCUGUUAAGAGAAUGUAUUAGUCAGGGUCAACCACGUACACAUCGUCCAUGGAAGAAAAUCUUAUUAGUUGUGGAAGGAAUCUAUUCUAUGGAAGGCAGUAUUUGUAAUUUACCAAAAAUUCUUGAAUUUAAAAGGAAAUACAAGUUUUACCUAUAUGUUGAUGAGGCACAUAGCAUAGGCGCAUUGGGUCCCCGUGGUCGUGGUGUUUGCGAUUAUUAUGGCGUAAAUCCUGACGAAGUCGACAUAUUAAUGGGAACAUUUACCAAAUCAUUUGGUGCGGCUGGUGGUUACAUAGCUGCUAGUCAAGAUAUAAUUGAUCAUUUACGAAUUACGAAUCAUGCUUCGAUAUAUGCUGAGUCGAUGACUCCCCUGCUUUCAACGCUCGUUACCUAA